This is a messenger RNA of Saimiri boliviensis boliviensis (Bolivian squirrel monkey), 2232 nucleotides long. RefSeq names its product nuclear cap binding protein subunit 2 (gene NCBP2). Gene Ontology annotation, biological process: mRNA cis splicing, via spliceosome. The record is from RefSeq and is a predicted model, not a curated record. NCBI's taxonomy places the organism in Eukaryota, Metazoa, Chordata, Mammalia, Primates, Cebidae. Gene Ontology annotation, cellular component: nuclear cap binding complex. Gene Ontology annotation, molecular function: RNA cap binding.
CCGGGCCGCGAGAGGGGAAGGCCCUGGGCCAGAACGCUGAGAAACGGUUUGCUCUUAUCUCGUUGUGUUGCCUCCCAUUAUGCUGGAGUCCCCAAACGCCAAGUGGGGCCUCGGUGCCUGCUGGAGAGGCAGGGAAUGGGUGCUGGAAGGGCGUUUGGAUAUCAGUGAAGCCACUUUGGAAGAAUGGGAAUUUGAGGCUCGCUUUCCCAUUCCCUCGCAGGCACUCCCGGGUGACAAUGAAGAACAAGAAAAAUUACUUAAGAAAAGCUGUACGUUAUAUGUUGGAAAUCUUUCUUUUUACACAACUGAAGAACAAAUCUAUGAACUCUUCAGCAAAAGUGGUGACAUAAAGAAAAUCAUUAUGGGUCUGGAUAAAAUGAAGAAAACAGCAUGUGGAUUCUGUUUUGUGGAAUAUUACUCACGAGCAGAUGCAGAAAAUGCCAUGCGGUAUAUAAAUGGAACUCGUCUAGAUGACCGAAUCAUUCGCACAGACUGGGACGCAGGCUUUAAGGAGGGCAGGCAGUACGGCCGUGGGCGAUCUGGGGGUCAGGUACGGGAUGAGUAUCGGCAAGACUAUGAUGCUGGGAGAGGAGGCUAUGGAAAACUGGCACAGAACCAGUGAGUGGUGAGAGCUCCAUCAGUGAAAAACACUCCUUUGGCCUGUUUAAUUUGUUGAAGAACAUCACUUAAAGUCUGCAUACAAGCCCAUUUUUACCAAGCUUUGAUCAGUGUCUUUACUGGGCUGAAAGCCUCUUCUUGAUUUUCCUCUGAAAGUUAUGAAAGGACAGAAUCCAAACGAAUGCCUUUUAUUCUUGUCUGAGAAUCUUGGCCAUGUGUCGGAUUAUCAGAACAAUUUCGUUACCAGGUCAGAAACUGUGUUCUUUGACAACGAUUGGAUCUAUAAUGUUGAUGAGUCUUGAGCCAAAACCAUUAUACUUCUUUUAGGAAGACUAGAACAAUUUAAAACAUUUGUUUUUACCAUAUUGAGUGUUAAGUAGGUUCAUGAUCUACAUCGGAGCCUGGAAUUAUUUUUUAAAUUUUAAGUUUACAUGAGAUAAUGCCUAAUAAAUGGAGGUGGGGCCAGGCAUGGUGGCUCACACCUGUAAUCCCAACACUUUAGGAGGCUGAAAGGAAGGAUAGCUGAGGCCAGGAGUUUGAGACCAGACUUGGCAACACAGCAAGAUACCCUUCUCUACAAACAAAGCAAAACAUAAAACAACAAAUGGAGUGUGCUGCGUUGUAUGGCUUUGCACUAAAUUAGGAACAGGUAUUUGACAAUUGAAUUUGUUUUCGAUGAAUGUUAAUCUCUAAAGGCAAGCUUAGAGAUCAAAGACCUUCCUAAAUAGUUGUGCAAAAGCAAUCUACACAGGACAGCCCUGCUUCCAUGCUUUACACAUCAGGAAAUGAGGCCAGAACUUGAGUAUUUACUGACACAUUUUUCCAAAGAUGUCAAUGUUAUACCUAAAGCUAAAAAGCAAGGGUUUGUCAUAGAACCUCUAAAUAAUUUCAGGGUUAGGGGAGACACUGACAGUAGGAAAUGGGAUAAAAUAUCAAAUGACAGUAAAAACACUGCAUUGACAUGAGGACCAUCAAAGUUACUCUUCAUUUUCAGUGAUGUUAGGAAUGAAGUGGGUUUAAAAAAGGAUGUUGAAGUUAGAAUGUUUAAUAGAAACAAUCACAGAAGGUUCCUGUAGGAGAUGCUGCUUUUAGCCAUUUCUCAUGGUGAAGUCUGUUUUAUUUUUUUCCUCAAAUUGUACUUAUUGAGGCUUAAGCCUUCACAGUGAGCUGAUGGUCUCUACAGAGAAGGGGAGUCUAGGGAAUUUAUUUUGUAUUUGUAAGGCAAGAGGUGAUUUUUCUCUAAUACAUGUGAGUUAUUGUUCAUUUAAAACUGUUAGUAUAGUAUAAUUUUCCCCGAUAUGAAAAAAUGUGAAUUUUUUUCACUUAGCAAUGAAGUACUUUCUAACUUCCGAUAGUUUGUGAAACUUGGGGCUGAAGUACCUUAGUGUGAACAUCUCUCAUUGAACAGUGAGUGUAGAAAUCUGAAAGUGCUUAGGAAGAAACUUUGCAAACAUUUAAUGAGGAUACACUGUUCAUUUUUAAAAUUUGUCUAUACUGUAGUUUAAGCUAAUGUAUUUUAUAUUCUUUUGUAGUAAAACUUAACUCAUAUUUCUACAGGAGACUGCUUUUCUUUGAAUUGCCUUCUAUAUAACAGGUUUCAGUAAAGUUGGAAGA